UCAAUAUCAUUCUUACCAAACAAAGCCUUAGCUUAUAUUCCUUCUGCUUUCAGCACCAGACAAACCAGGUCUCUCUCCCACACGCACUCUCUGUCCUUUGUACAACUCGUCCGGUUUUGGGGGUUUUCUCAGUACCCGGAUUUUCUUUCCCUGUAAUGCUUCAACGUUUCUCCCUUCUACACUGGAACCGCCAAUGUACGGACACGGCCAGUCCAUGACCAUCCCCAGUCAGAUCGCUGACGACGAAGAUGCCUCAGGAGUCGGCGGCGGUGCCGAGUCCGUUGACAAUCCCCACCUCCGCUACGAGGCUCAUGCUCUCGAUGACCCCGCCGGGGGUGUUGCCGGCAGUGGAGACGUCGUUGAGGACGUCAACCCCGACUCUGUCUAUGGUGCCGGCCAUGAGAUGGUCGUUCAUCGUAGCGAUGGAAGCAGUCAGCUCACCCUCUCGUUCCGUGGCCAAGUCUAUGUUUUCGACGCUGUUACUCCUGAUAAGGUUCAGGCAGUGUUGUUACUCUUGGGGGGAUGUGAAAUCUCUGCUGGGGCACAAGGUGUGGGGAUGCAGUCUCAGAAUCACAGGGCUAUGGUCGACAUUCCGGUACGGUGUAGUCAGCCUCAUAGAGCGGCCUCGUUAAAUAGGUUCCGGCAGAAGAGAAAAGAGCGGUGCUUUGAUAAGAAAGUUAGAUAUAGUGUCCGUCAAGAAGUUGCACUUAGGAUGCAGCGUAACAAGGGCCAAUUUACUUCAAAAAAGACAGAUGGAUCUUAUAGCUGGGGUAACAGCCAGGAGUCUGGGCAAGAGGAUAAUUCACUUCAAACUUCAUGCACACAUUGCGGCACAAGUUCAAAGUCUACCCCGAUGAUGCGGCGCGGACCAUCUGGCCCAAGGUCUCUUUGCAAUGCAUGUGGGCUUUUUUGGUCAAAUAGGGGGACUUUGAGGGAACUUUCCAAGAAGACCCAGGAUCAUUCUCCAACUCCAGUAGAGCAGGGUGAAGGAGAAGCUAGUGAUUCCAACUGCGAAACAACCAUCAGAACUCACAGUAAUCUUGUUUCUUUCUGUAAUGGUGAUACCUGAGCUUCAAUAGCUGAGCAAUAAGUUGUCAUGCGGAAAAAGCCAAAGUCGUCUCUGGCUUUAUUCAUGUAGGUUUUUUCUGGUAAGUUGAUUUAUUUGGUGUGCCUCGUCUAAUCUACCAAUAGGAUAGUGCCUUUAUCAAUACGAGAGAUUUUCUCUUUUCUUCUAUAUAUAAAUAUAUUAUAUAUAUCUUAGGCACUAUUCUGGUCAAAGCUUACUAUGUAUCAAAUUAACUUGAAGGAUUUAGCUGGGGUAGUUAUAUAUAGUGUAUGCUCUUUGAUACCCAACAAGCACAUUUUGCCAGACUUCUUUCCCUGUUAAUUGAAAAAGAAAAAGAAUACAUGGAAACAAUUUGGUGGUCCUGAUUUCUGAAGAGCAUCUCAUGGAUACUGUGAAGUUAGGACCAUGUCUUUUUUUUUUCUUUUCUAUUUUCUUUAAAAGAGUGUUAUGUCAAAUAAUUAGUGUUGCAGAUUGCUGAUUGAUCAAUGAAACAGCAAAUUUGUGUUGCAGAAGAAUCUGCCGUUGUCUCUUCUCAAGGAAGAGUGGCAGCAAAUUAGUGUAGUUCAUAUUGGAGUUUAUAAAUAGUUCCUAAUAAGUACUUGGAUUUUGACUAGUUAGACUGUAUACGAGUGGCCAGAAAUUUGGUUGAUCUGAAUCAUGCUUCUUGUUUAUAAAUGUUCACGUCAAUGGCUUUCAGUGUUCUAA
Molecule: messenger RNA, 1771 nt
Organism: Humulus lupulus (European hop)
Lineage: Eukaryota; Viridiplantae; Streptophyta; Magnoliopsida; Rosales; Cannabaceae
Product: GATA transcription factor 25-like
Exons: 7
Coding region: 194-1069 (291 amino acids)
Biological process (GO): regulation of DNA-templated transcription
Molecular function (GO): zinc ion binding; protein binding; sequence-specific DNA binding
Source: RefSeq, a predicted model, not a curated record